Molecule: messenger RNA, 1595 nt
Organism: Beta vulgaris subsp. vulgaris (sugar beet)
Lineage: Eukaryota; Viridiplantae; Streptophyta; Magnoliopsida; Caryophyllales; Amaranthaceae
Product: trihelix transcription factor ASIL2
Exons: 3
Coding region: 204-1088 (294 amino acids)
Cellular component (GO): nucleus
Molecular function (GO): transcription cis-regulatory region binding
Source: RefSeq, a predicted model, not a curated record
AAGUACCCAACCCACAAUCCUUAUACCAACCAUAUCACCUUAUACCCUCUCCCCGCCCCGCCGAUCACGACCCACAAUUCCUUUUCCUAAACAAUCCAAUUCCUCGCCAAACCAAAAAAAAAAUUCCCUCACUACUAUUAUUAUUAUUAUUAAUUUCUCUGUCCUCCAUCCACCACCUCAAUCAUCUCGCCGGUAAAUUUUCCAUGGACACCACCUCACGGUCGCCGGCGCUCCGACAACCGCGUCCCCAACCAAUCACAUCCCGCCCUUCUCCCGUUCUCCGGCCAGACUGCUGGGCAGAACAAGCCACCUUCUCCCUCAUCGAGGCGUGGGGGUCCCAGCACCUCGCCCUCAACCGCGGCAAUCUCCGACAACACAACUGGUCCCAAGUCGCCGCUGCCGUCAACUCUGCCGUCAGCGGUCGCCGGAAAACCGACGUCCAAACCUGUAAAAACCGCAUCGACACUCUUAAGAAGAAGUACAAGAUCGAGAAAUCCAAGACCGUUGAUUCCGCCGGCGAUUACGUCAGCCCUUGGCCGUUUUUCUCCCGCCUCGAUUUCCUCAUCUCCGGCGGAGAUGUCGCCGGUAAUUCUCUCUCCUCGUCGCGAAAACUCUCUCCGGAAACUCCUUCGACGACGACGGCGCUGAGGAAUUUCCCGGUGGGGCCGAGGUCGGCGACGCAGAGAAAGAGACCGGCGAUAAUUGACGGAUCAUAUUUACCGUUUGCGGCGGUGGUGGCAGCGGCAGCAAAGGAGGAGGAGAGAGAACGGAGUUCAUCGGAGCGUACGGGGACGUCAAGUGGUGAGGGGAAGAGAGAUAGAGAUAGAGAGGAGGAGGUGGAGGAUGGGGGGUUUAACGAUGGUUGUCGGCGUUUGGCCGAGGCUGUUAUGAGGUUUGGUGAGGUGUAUGAGAGAGUAGAGGCGGUAAAACAAGAGCAGUUGAUUGAAUUAGAAAAGCAUAGGAUGCAGUUUGCUAAAGAUUUAGAGUAUCAAAGGAUGAAGUUGUUCAUGGAUACUCAGCUUCAGCUUGCUAGGAUUAAACGCCCCAAACAUUCUGAUGAUGCUGAAUUUUCUGGAGUAUGGAGUUGAAUCGAGCUUAGCUUUUGAAGGAUAUAGCCAUUUAGAUAGUUACUUGUAGCGCGUACAUUGAGAAGAAAAAGAAGCGAUGCAAUUGUUUGUUAAUACUUCGGUUUAGAUAUUCUGGGAGUCUGGCUUUAAAGUGGCAACUGAAUCUACCUGGUUGAUACCAAUGGUGGUUGACAACAAAAAUCAGAUAAGUUUUAGGAUACAUAUCAAGCUUUUAGAAGGCGUGUAGUUAUGUCAAGCCUUUUUGUUCUUUUAAAUUUUACAGGUUCUUUUUGAUGAUUAGGAGCAACAGAAACACAUACAAAGUUAGAUCAUAGCAUGUUUAAUAUAUGUUCCGUGAGUUUCUUGUUACUAUCUGAAAUUUAUUACGAGUAACAUAUGUCUUUGUUUCUGUUGGCGAGUUCUCUAUGGCUUGUUGGGAUCACAAAUUAGAUGUUUGUACAGUGCUAGUUUCAUUGCUAUGCUAUACACUGAACCUGAAAGCAAUAAAUGGAGUAAUAUUUCAAUUUA